Rhopalosiphum maidis (corn leaf aphid) is the source of this 1147-nucleotide messenger RNA. RefSeq lists its product as uncharacterized. Bases 1 to 1119 code for a protein of 372 amino acids. The record is from RefSeq and is a predicted model, not a curated record. The transcript is spliced from 3 exons. Lineage: Eukaryota; Metazoa; Arthropoda; Insecta; Hemiptera; Aphididae.
AUGUCGUCUUUUUGCUCAUCGUUUCAGUUGUCAAAAACGACCCACGCGGUCGUAGUGAAAUUGCUAUUAUUAACCGCGGUGGUGUUUUGUGUUACCCAAAAUUUGGGCGUUUGCGGUUACGAAAGUGAUCAAUGGGUCCGGUUGUGUACGUUGACGAGUAAUGGAAGUUCUCUGUUGAAUGUGACGAUGCCGUGUGGGGUUCACGUAAGAAGCGAUGAACCUAAAGAUGAUUCUAAAAACAACACUGAAAUAUCAGAAAACUGGAGCGAUGGAGACGAUUCGGUGGAAUACGUGAAAAUUACACUAGAUGGCGGCCGAAACACUAAUACUGCAGAGAAAUCCUCCGAUAUUAUGACUACCACACAAGAUACUGAUUCUACUAUCAAACACUCCGAUGAUAAAACCAGUGAAGAAGAAGUAGAUGUAAAAGAAGAAGUCGAUGUAGAAGAAGGAGGAGAUGUAGAAGCAGCAGGAGGAGACGUAGAAGAAGCAGGAGGAAACAUAGAAGAAGCAGGAGGAAACAUAGAAGAAGAAGAUGGAGAUGCAGGUGUUGCUGUCGAAGAUGACAAUGAUGAUCGUGAUGUAGAAAUUGAUAGCGUUGAUAAUAACGAAGACCAAUCGACGCUUAACGAAGAAGUCACAGUUAAUACAGGAGUUAAUGGAGGUGCUUCGAACGAGAAUGAAGACGAUAUUAGUGACGUGAGAGACCAACUUAAAAAUCAAAAACGUCCGCACGCCGUGACCAAGGUGAUACUCGGGUACCUGUUGAAUGCCCGAAAUCAAUUAUACGAAAAGAUACAUUAUUUGUUAAAUUUACUUCAACGGACAUUUUUCAAUAGGAAACUUAAUUGUCGACGUCGCCGUAAUUCAAUUGAACUACCAAGUUUAUUAAAUAACAAGAGGAAACAAGAGAAUAAAAAAAACCCAUCGCUUUCUUCUGUGAUCUUAGAACCAACAUUUGAACGUUCAAUAAUGACUAUGUCAUUUUUAAUGUUUGGUGUAUUCGUCAUCCAAGUGAUACAGAAAUUAAUGCAAACGAUACAACACCCUGGUGAAACUUCAUUUAUGGGUAAUUCAAUAUUUGGUAACCUACUAAAAUUGCCGUCGGACAUAUUUUAAACAUAAUAAUUAAAGUGUAUAUAAUAAG